Messenger RNA from Linum trigynum, 654 nucleotides. The record is from the annotation of a GenBank genome assembly. Lineage: Eukaryota; Viridiplantae; Streptophyta; Magnoliopsida; Malpighiales; Linaceae.
CGCCGUCGGCCCUCCUAACUCUCCUCUACCACCGCAACAACCUCCAAAUCUGAAGAGAUCCUAACCCAUGGAUGGCGAAGCUCCUCCGCUCCUCAAGCUCAGCGAUUGGAGAUCUGAAUCUUCUGGUCCAAUUCAGAGACGGCGGCGAGGUUUUGGGACACGGGAGGGCGAAGCUUAUUGUGGAAUGGAGAAGGUCGAGGGCGGCUGCCGAUGCUGAUGGAGAGAUGAGGGGAUUCACCUCGCUCUCUCCCUCGCUCGUCAUCCUUCUCUCCAUCCCCAGUCAAGCAAACCCCACAUCAUCGCUACCUCCGACUUAGAAACACCCGCGAGUAAACCCAACCUCUGGUCCCCACGAACACGCUCUAAUUUCUUCUCAGACCGACGAGCCUUCCAUCAACCUUCGUAUUCCCAUAUUUCUAAGGUUCGAGAUGCGGCGCCACUAUCUUUUUGUGCUUCGACGGUUCCCGGCGACAAUCCAGCCGCAUCCACCUCGUCUCUUCCUUUCUUUCCCUCUUCCACACGGCGGUUCCCUCCUCACUUCCGUCAUCGCUGCAAGAGCAGUCGACCAUAACUUUGAAGUCGUUGAAGUAUCGACGGGAAAGCACCAAGCAGAGAGUAGAGGGACAAUCGACGAAAUCAAUGGAGAUUUUUUUA